AUGGGAGGAGGACUGACGAAGGAAGAGCGCAAGCAGGUGUUCUACGUGUUCAGCAAGAUCGACACCUCGAAGGCUGGCCACAUUUCGAUCGAUAAUCUCAAGAAAUAUUGUACUGGCUGGACAAAGGAGGGUCUGCUUCAGGUGCUCAAGUACGCUUGCGCUACCAAGACCGGCGAAAUCUCGCCUGGCGGUUUUGAACAGUUCUGCAAGUCGCGAGUGGUCUACGCCUGGUACCUCUACGACAAGGAGGGCUCUGGAUCGAUUGAUGUGGAGAACGUGAAGGACGUGCUAUACGACAUGCUCAAGAAUGCUGGCGACGAGGAGAUCGACACGAUUGCGCAGGAGAAGAUCAAGCAAUGGGACACCAACGGCGAUGGCAAGGUCACCCUCUCGGACUUCACCGAGUACGUGAUCAAGAGCAUCGCCGCCGAGAAGGACCCGUGGGAGUUCGCCCAGGAGUAA
This is a messenger RNA of Acanthamoeba castellanii str. Neff, 462 nucleotides long. RefSeq names its product EF hand domain containing protein. The record is from RefSeq and is a predicted model, not a curated record. Lineage: Eukaryota; Discosea; Longamoebia; Acanthamoebidae. Bases 1 to 462 code for a protein of 153 amino acids. The transcript is spliced from 4 exons. Gene Ontology annotation, molecular function: calcium ion binding.